Messenger RNA from Zymoseptoria tritici IPO323, 228 nucleotides. RefSeq lists its product as uncharacterized. The record is from RefSeq and is a predicted model, not a curated record. The annotation marks the transcript as partial. Gene Ontology annotation, molecular function: transcription coregulator activity. The transcript has a single exon. Gene Ontology annotation, cellular component: mediator complex. Gene Ontology annotation, biological process: regulation of transcription by RNA polymerase II. NCBI's taxonomy places the organism in Eukaryota, Fungi, Ascomycota, Dothideomycetes, Mycosphaerellales, Mycosphaerellaceae.
CUACCACUGGAGAUCAUCCAGUACGUGGAGAAUUCCAGGAACCCGGACAUUUACACACGAGAGUUCGUCGAGCUGGUCAUGCGUUACAACCAGCAGCAGAAGGGCCGGAGCGAUGCCUAUGCUCAAUUCCGUGAUAUUCUGGGCAGGGAGAUGGCCAGCGCUAUACCUGACCUUCGCGAAGAUGUGAGGAAGGUUGUGGAGUCUUCCGGCGGGCAGAUCAGUGGUUGA